Molecule: messenger RNA, 597 nt
Organism: Paramuricea clavata
Lineage: Eukaryota; Metazoa; Cnidaria; Anthozoa; Malacalcyonacea; Plexauridae
Source: the annotation of a GenBank genome assembly
AUGGCGUUUUUAAAGAAGAUUACACUUUUUUGCGUUUUAUUUCCCGUUCUUUACGUCGUGUUUUCUCAAGUAGUGGCGAAUGCCGAGUGUUUUUAUGACUCGGACUGUUUUGGCUAUUGCUGCGACAGAAAAUAUCCUGAAGACAACGUAUGUCGAUUCAGUUGCAUUGGCGAGUCUUGCAUCGUUAACAGCGACUGUGCUUCUGGAGAAUGCUGUAAUUCUGAUGAUAAAUGUGCCACAGAUUGCGAUGUCGUGAUUGAAGGUCUAGCUGCUUGGGUUAUUGCAGUAAUUGUUAUCGGUGUUAUUGUCGUUAUUGUCAUACCCAUUGCAGUUGUUGUGUUUUGCUGUUGCUGUGCUGCGGCAGCCUCAACACGUUCUGCUCAUGGAGGUGUGAUCGUGUCACAACCUGCAACCACAGGAACAACAGUCUUUUCAACCCAACAACAACAACAAUAUCCUGUACAACAAGGACAACCAAUGGUUUAUUUCCCAAACCCUCAACCAUAUCCAAAUCAACCCUCACAAUAUCAACCCGAAGGUAUGGUGUAUAAUCCACCAGGGACACGCGCUGCUCCGCCAAUAGCCACCACGUACUGA